Messenger RNA from Caenorhabditis bovis, 1044 nucleotides. The record is from the annotation of a GenBank genome assembly. Lineage: Eukaryota; Metazoa; Nematoda; Chromadorea; Rhabditida; Rhabditidae.
AUGGCUCACGAAGCAGGCAUCGUUCGAUCAACACUGCGUCUAAUCGGCUCCCUGUUUCUGCCUCAAGAAUCCUCAAACUGCUCUUCGGAUCAUGAUACUCCAUCAGCUAAGGAGUUUUUAACACAUUUACAACCUUUUCAAGUCACAAUGAUUACAAUUUCCUCAGUAUCCACAUUAGUAGUUCUAGUAUUAUCCCUUAUUCAUUGGUAUUAUGUAUAUAAUUAUAUUUCAAUUGAAAAGCGGCGAAACAAAAUGUACUGGUUGAUAGCAGUGUUUCCGGUUGCUUGUAGCUGCUCAUUUAUAGCAAUGUGUGUUCCUCGAACUUCUCUAAUCCUCACAGCAAUCGGCAUUUUAUACUAUCUAAUGUGUCUUUUUGUUCUCGUCUCACUAGCCAGACAUUUAUUUGGAGGCCGAUCUUCAUUCUCCACAUGCUUACAGUAUGACAGUAGGCCCAUUGAUCUCCGAUCUCCCCCAUUCUGCUGUCUUGUUCCGUGUAUGCCGAAAAUUGAAAGCUCCGAAAAGAAUAUUAGACGAUUGGAAUGGUGCGUUCUACAAGCGCCGAUUGUCCGCGCGCUUCUCAUCUUCUCCGAUGUCAUCGCCGUCGCUGAAUUGCGCGAAGAAGCCACACCAUUUCUUCGCUAUUCCGACAUGACUUGUUUGUGCUCCCUUCUUCUCGCCAUAUUUGGUGUACAUACUCUAGCUCGUGUAACUUCUAAUAAGCUGUCAGCCUACUGUUUCAUGUCAAUGUUUCGUCUUGUCGAUAUUUCGCUUCUGUUUUUCUCCGCUCAACAGCCGAUGCUCUUCCAAAACAUUCUUCUCCGAUUCAAUUUGAUUUCAUGCGGGCCUCUGCUCAGCGCCCAAGAGAAUGCCUACUUUGUUUGUAAUUUUGUGAUCACGUGUGAGAUGCUUCUACUCAGUAUCUUUGCCACCUACCUUCUAGCUCCUCGUCAUAAUGCUAUGUUUGACGCGUACCGAAGCGGCGGAUCGGAUUCGGCGACACAAUCUUUGAAUAAUAAUGAUUCUUCUGUAUACAACGAAAUCUAA